AUGCCGGGCCGCAACAACGAGGAGGAGGAGGAGGAGUCCGCCGCCAGCACACAUCAUCACCUCCACAAGACCCUCCUCUACAUGACUCUGUUCCUGUUCGCACUAUCCUCCACGAUCUUGGUCUUCAAGUAUGCCGUCACCGGGAUGAGCGCCGACGCCCUGGGUGUCCUUAACGCUACCGUCUCCGGCGGCUUCGGGUACGUGGGCGUCGCCAUGGGGUCGCUUCUACGUGCCCUCGAAAGCGGCAAACCGGGCCCUGAAUCUCUCGCCCUUGAGAUCUCGCCCCUCAUACCGAAAAUGGCGACUAUCCAGGCGUCCGUCGAAAAGGGAUUGAACGACAUGAUGCUCGUCAUGGACCUGAUGCCGCACGACGAGUUGUUCGAGUUCGGGUUCCCCUUCUCCGACGGGCCAGCUUCCAUCCUCGCAACGACCAACACCGAGUUCGACGAGAGCAUGAGCGACCAUCUGCACCGCGAGCGUCAGGCGAUGCGCCAGCUCCUCGCCGCCAUCGAGUCGCGUCCGGCGACGAGAUUUCUCCCUUCCGACCCCGACGCCGGCUGGUUUGCGCCCGUUGCUCGGCGAUUUAAUGGUCAGCCACGAAAGGAGAUGCUGGCUCGCUUUGACGGCUUCAUCCACGUCUUGGAGGACGCCAAGACAGCACGCCACCGAUGGAUCAAGCACCUCAGAUAUGAGGGCCAUUUCAUGGACGCCGUCAGAGAGCUCAAGAGGACUUCGUGCCAGAGCGCUUUGGGUCUAGGGACUUCGUGGACGGAAUUAAUCGGAACACGGUCCAGGGGCUGGUUGAUGUCCAGCAUGGACCCCCACGGGUUUGAGGCCCUCAUGCACGUUCUCGAGGCGACGCAGCCUCACAUGGACAUCCUGUGCAAGAUGGUUCACGAAGGGGAAAAGUCCAUCUCGCACGUGCGGGACCGGAUGACGGAAGACUUGCGCUUCAUCGGCGACGCGCUGCAGAUGUUGGCGGGCCAGCGGCGGGAGCUGGCGGAGCUGGCAAGCGGGCAGUUUAACCGGGAGGUUGUAAUGGAGGCUGAGGGUGGCUUAUUGAAGUUCACAGCCGAGCGCUGGUUCAACAAGACGUCUAAAUACCUGCCGCGCCUGGUCUUGUCGGCCUGCAUCUCCGACAUCAGGGCCUCGUCACAAUUUGGCGGUGGCCGUGCUACUCGCCCAGGCCGGAUUGGGGCACCGGAGGAAGCGGACGAAGGGGAGGUCAGUAUUGAUCCGCCUGGGCAGUGA
Messenger RNA from Ilyonectria robusta, 1251 nucleotides. RefSeq lists its product as uncharacterized. The transcript has 2 exons. The record is from RefSeq and is a predicted model, not a curated record. Lineage: Eukaryota; Fungi; Ascomycota; Sordariomycetes; Hypocreales; Nectriaceae. Bases 1 to 1251 code for a protein of 416 amino acids.